Molecule: messenger RNA, 2873 nt
Organism: Pseudonaja textilis
Lineage: Eukaryota; Metazoa; Chordata; Lepidosauria; Squamata; Elapidae
Gene: MAP1LC3C
Product: microtubule associated protein 1 light chain 3 gamma
Biological process (GO): autophagy
Source: RefSeq, a predicted model, not a curated record
UGGUGGUGUUUUUGUUUUUCCAGGCGGGCUCUUUGUAAAACGUCGGAAAAUGCAACCUUUACAGCAGAACUGCCAACCCGUCAGGCCGUUCAAGCAAAGGAAAAGUUUUGCCACCCGAGUGGAAGAAGUAGCAGGCAUUCGUGAGAAGUUCCCGACAAAAGUUCCAGUAAUUGUUGAAAGAUAUCAGAAAGAAAAGUACCUCCCCCUGUUGGACAAAACAAAGUUUCUUGUGCCACAAGAGUUAACUAUGACACAGUUUAUAACCAUCAUUAGAAGCAGAAUGGCAUUGAGUGCCACCCAAGCUUUCUACCUGCUGAUAAACAACAAGAGUUUAGCCAGUAUGUCUUUCACUUUGGCUGAAGUAUACCGAGACUACAAAGAUGAAGAUGGCUUUGUAUACAUGACAUAUGCUUCCCAGGAGAUGUUUGGAGAUCUCAUAACUACUUCCAAAGUAAAAUGUAAGGCAUAUCUCCUAAAAAGAUAAGUCUUCUCUUGGUGACAAUGUGGCUGAACAGCGAGCUGUACAUCAUUCAGAUUACUUGAAGAUGAAAGUUGCUCUGUCUAACGUGGGCUCUUCUCCAAAAUUAAUGGCCCAGGAGUUGACAGGACCUAACUAAAGAACUCAGGAGUGGGAUAAAUGAUCCCAAACAAAUGACAUGGAUACAUAGUUUCAUAAUUUGGCUCCUUGCCAGCCAAAGAAGUUAGUAGUAAUACGCUUCAGUGUUACCCUUAAAUCGGGUAUCUGCUUUAAAAAUGGUUACCGUAAUUGGAGAUGAGUGAAAAUGAUGAAAUUUUAUAACCAAGUUAAAUGACCUGGACACAAAUUGUCUGCUUAACAGAGAAUAACAUGUGCAUUAGAGAGUAGCACGCUGUCAUAGUUAGCUGAACAUUGCAAGGCUGAGCCAGCGUUGGCUUUUAUAUUGUCUGCUUUUAUCAAAGCCAUUUGCUUUCUUCCUCCAAGAGGAAUAUUGCUGAUGAGGUAUGGUGGCACUAUAGAUUUUACAGGACAACGUCUUUCCACAGACUAGAAGUCGCUCCCUUUACUGAAUUGUGACAACUACACAGAAGCGGCUUGUAAAAAUGAGACUAAUAGGGUGGAAUAUAAUGGACUCUAAUGCUGGGAAAGGUGGAAGGAAAGAGGGCAACCUGCAGCAAGGUAGAUAGACUCAGUUACCGUAACAAUGAGCGUACCAUCAGAGUUCCUGAGGGACCAGGUUAAGAACAGAUUAUCAUAAAGAAAAUCUGUAUGGUCACCAAGAGUUGACAACAACUUGAUGGCAUGUAAUCAUCAGUCCUUCAGAGAACUUUAUUGCAUGCACACAUUCCUUAGAUAUCAAUAGCUGAAAAUUAGUAAGUGAGUUGUGUUGGGGGUAGGGGUGACUGUGUGUCAAGUAAUGCAAGAACACAGCUGCUUAAAUAGGAACGCAAAUUCCUAUAUGGCAUCUCACAAUUAUUUAGCUUGUAUGUGACUAACUCCGCUCUGGUGCUGAGGCAGCAACUCCAGAAGCUAGAACAGUAGCUUUAUCACAAGGCUGUGUUCUUGCCUUUUGAACUCUGCUCUGAGCUUUAACUUUGAUUGAAGAUAAGAUUAUAGUAUAAAGAUGAGCUGUGUGGGUGAAUAUGCAUGUGUAAUUGUGUAUGUAUGUGUGUGCUAUAGAGUCUUACGUUUCAUUUCAUAAGUGCACCAGGAUUACAAGCUACUUAGUCUAAAGCCAGCUAAUAAAAUCAUGCCUUUGAGACUCUUGUAUCAAUGCCAUACUUAAGAUAAUUCUAUCUCAGUAGAAUUGACUUAAGGUUGCCUUCAAAUUAAAAUCCUGCUGGUACCUCUCACUGUCCAGAUGACUUAGAAAUCUUGGAGAGUUUUGGAAGGAACACACAGCAGAGUUGCUGGUAUUCAAAUCAAAGAAUACUGUGAGUUUUACCUGCAACAUAGACAGGAAGACUGAGAUAUAUUUCAUGUCCAAAAUAGUGAUUUUGAGGAGUCAUUUGUUGUAAUGUGAAGAGAAAUGUUGAUCUGGUAAGACACAAAGCUUUAUUUGAUGGACAAAUCCUAGCUCACAUGUAAAGAAACCCAGGCCCCCCCAACUUCUGGUCCCUGGACUGGCACCAGGGCUGUGCAAACAAGCAAAGUCCCAUCUGCGGGAUGCAGGCAGCACACCAAACCAUGCUCCCUCCGGUCCGUGGAAAAACCUCUCUCCACAGAACCGGUCCCUAGUACCCCAAAAGUUGGGUGCUGCUGCCCUAAUCUAAUUUAAGAAUAUUUUUUAUCCAGUUAUAUUUGAUACUUUUUUAUGAAGUGAAAAUGAAUCUAUACCUAUUGAAAAAAAUUAGAGCGAUAACUCACACAAUCAGGUUUUUUAAAAAAACUAUCUAUCCUUUAAAAUUGUGUUUCUGUGGAUAUCCUGUAUAUAUGAGUAGUGCAACAAUUUCUUGUGCAUUUCUAAAAAUGGCAUGCUUUUCUGCUUUAACAAGAUGACACAGUUUCAUUAAAGUAAAUGCUUUUCUCUAGUCCAUAUUUAUGGCUGCGCCUGCAGGAGGGGUGCACGUUUUAAUAUGUAUUUUGUUAAAUGCCUUUUGCUAUUUUGUGACACAAACUGCUUUUUGAUCAACUAAGGGAGCGUUUAGCCAUUAUGGCAUUUAAGACAAUAUCUGUUUGGCAAGACCAACAUUUAAUAUUAAUAGAAUUACUGCAAGAAUGUCUGUAAAAUAUGAUGCCUCAGAGUAGCUGAAACAUAAUUUCUCCUGAAGGGACUUCUCACUUGCAACAAUUUGUAGCUUGUUUUUCUUUCUUCUUUUUCUCGAAGAGUCAAAUAGUAGGUUCAAGCUAUUAAGUGUACUAUUUUUGGAAUGAUUUGCUCUUCUUUCUUGAGAGU